Messenger RNA from Orbicella faveolata, 1290 nucleotides. Its product is annotated as flavin reductase (NADPH)-like. The record is from RefSeq and is a predicted model, not a curated record. Gene Ontology annotation, molecular function: biliverdin reductase [NAD(P)H] activity; riboflavin reductase (NADPH) activity. NCBI's taxonomy places the organism in Eukaryota, Metazoa, Cnidaria, Anthozoa, Scleractinia, Merulinidae.
AAGGUAACAAGAGAACUAAAGAGACUAGAAUUGACAACGAUGACUAAAGACAACUAAUAAACUAACGAUAUUACAAAUAAUAAUUAACAACAGAGACUACAGAUACACUAAAGCGAAAUUAUUGAGUAUUAAUGAAUACCGCGACCUGUUGUUUUCGUGGUUGCGUGACAUAGUUUGUUUAGAUGCGCUAAUUUAUUCUAUAAGCGCUGCUGAUUGCUCAGACUGAGUACUGGGCGAACAACUCAUUUCGCGAUACAGGAAAUGGCACACAAACUCUCAUUUAAAGAUCGACUAAUACGAUACGAAAGGCAUGAAAAUCUUGAGGUAGUUAAGGGAGAUGUGUUUGAUGCAGAUUCAAUAACUCCAAUUCUUGAGGGUAAGAAUGCUGUGGUGUCAUGUCUAGGUUUUCAAGUAGGAGCAAAAACACUCUACUCCAAGUCAAUAACAUCCAUAAUAACAGCAGCAGAAAGGUCGAGCAUUAAGAGAUUAGUUGGUUUGUCUGGUGUUAUUGCUCAGAAAGAUCCCAUAGAUCCCGGGUGGAUGGAAUGGCUAUUAAGAAAACUGGUACGAUCCCGUCUGAAUGACUUGAUGGCGAUGGAGAACAUAGUAAUGAACUCGAAUCUUUGCUACACUUUGGUGAGGCUUCCAUUUUUGACUCAAGGACCUUUAACUGAUGAUUAUCUGGUGACUAAUGGGCAGUCUGUGCCAAGGGGAGCCUUUUCAGUGUCGCGAGCUGAUGUGGCUCACUUCAUGUUGAAAUCGUUACAGACCAAUCAGUGGGACAACAAGGCUGUCAGGAUUGCUACUAAAAAAUAAGCAGUUAUAACAUUGGUUUUGGCACUAAGUUUAGUUUUAUGUUGUUAAAAUAGUGGUUAGUGAAAGAUGUCUCAGUUUAAUAUUAAUCGCGAUGAAUGCAUGCGACUCCAUAAAUGACAUAUCCUAAAUGCAAUAAUAAACGUACUUUAGGCAAUACUUUUAGAAGCUUAUACAUCUGCAUUUUAAGAAUAGCUAGGCAAAUAUUAAUUUCGCAAGCAAGAUGGAAUGGACUUUAUAUUAGUUAUGCAUCUAAUAUACAUGAAAAAAUUGACCGAGAGCAGUGCAGUUCAAGUGUAACACCAGUGCAAAUUACACAUCGUAAUUCUAGAUUAUGAUGGGCUGAAAGACAAUACGAAAUUUUUUUAAGCCAAUGACAUCACGUAAAAUUAUGACGAAAAUUUGUGCGGAAACUUUGAAAAACGUUUUCUCAAAUGAGAAAACGUGGCUUCAAGAAAGAUCUUCCGGCACUUCCUC